Messenger RNA from Drosophila bipectinata, 1569 nucleotides. RefSeq names its product ran GTPase-activating protein-like. Gene Ontology annotation, biological process: nucleocytoplasmic transport; activation of GTPase activity. Gene Ontology annotation, molecular function: small GTPase binding; GTPase activator activity. Gene Ontology annotation, cellular component: nucleus; perinuclear region of cytoplasm; cytosol. The record is from RefSeq and is a predicted model, not a curated record. Lineage: Eukaryota; Metazoa; Arthropoda; Insecta; Diptera; Drosophilidae.
UCAUAUCCUAAUCGUGUAGAACUCUGAAACCCCAUUACAUCUCUAUACUUGUCUACGUUUGGAAUUUUAUAUAUUUUGUUAGCAAAUUUUAUUUUUGGUAUUAUUAGCUCAAAAAAGAGUUUAGUGAAAACGGAACUAGUAAAUAAUACAGUGAUAAAUCGCCGAACAAAACGCGUCUAAGGAUAACCGUUUAAGCUAAAUCUAAAACGAUGUCCAGUGUCCAAGAGAAAUGUGUUAGCUUCAAGGAUAAAAGAAUGGUCUGGAAUACGAGCAUCGAUGUUCAGGGCGUGGUUGAUGCCUUGAACAAUCUGCCCAUUGUCCACCAACUGGACUUGGAAGGCAAUACACUCGGAGUGGAGGCAGCAGAGGCUAUUGGCGAAGCCCUCAAGCAGCAUCCCGAGUUGCGUUCUGCCCUAUGGCGUGAUCUCUUCAAUUGUCGCACCAGGACUGAGGUACUUAUGAGCCUACAGCACCUGGCCAAUAGCUUAAUGUACGGCUCAAUCAAACUAACUGUUCUGGAUCUGAGCAUGAAUAAUCUCGGAACUGAUUGCUUCAACGGAUUGGAUGCCAUCAUCCGGUCGGGCGCAUGCUACACGCUCCAGGAGCUACGCCUGGAGAACUGCAGUCUGAUGCCCCACGCAACCGUUUUGCUUGCCCGUUCCCUGAUCCAAUUGUAUAAAAACGCCGAGAAAGAGAAUACUCCAUUGAAGCUACGCACCAUCACUCUGGGCAACAACUGUAUGGAGACCGAAGGAUGCACCGAACUGUCCGAGGCAUUCAAAGUCCUGAAAACCCUUGAGGUUAUCGAUCUCAAGCAAAACGAUAUCUUUCUCGAUGGUGUUAGUUCCCUAGCCUUGGCCCUGGCGGAGAACUUACAGCUGCGCGUCUUUAAUAUGAACGAUAACGCACUAUGCGAAGGAUUGGAAGACAUCUGCUUGGUUCUGCCGCAGUUGACAAUGUUGCGUGAAAUCGAUUUUGGCGAGUGCUUAAUUGGCAACAAAGGCGCCUUCCAACUGAGCCAGGCUUUAGAAAAUCAUCUAACUCACUUGGAGUUCCUCGAUCUGGGAUUCAAUCAUAUCUGUGUGGACGGCGGCCUAGCUGUAGUCAAGUCCCUGAAGAAUAAGGAAAAUCUACGUUACGUGUAUCUCGGUGGGAAUUGCUUUGGAGCUCGCGGCUGCCAGCGUAUCCUGUGCGAAAUGAACAAACUACCAACUUCGGGCGCACUUGGACCGUUCGAUGAAGAUGUUUCGGAAGACGAUGAGUUCUAUGUGGACACAAGUUUAAACGAAGAGGGGGCUACCGACGUUGCUACUCCCGAUGGUUCUAAUCCCGAUGGUUCUAAUCCUGAUGGUUCUAAUCCCGAUGGUUCUAAUCCCGAUGGACGCAAUGAAUAGGCAAUUUCAAUUAAAUUUUCUUCGCCAUAUACUAAAUUGAUUUCUAGUUAUUAGUUCAUUCAUAUUCAAAAUUUACUGAAAUGUUAAACACAAUGAUGUACUUGAAUUGAUGUACUGUAGUAACUGUGAUACUGAAACAUAAUGAAAUAUGUACCUUUCAAAGGUAGUCUUAAGA